This is a messenger RNA of Alligator sinensis (Chinese alligator), 4333 nucleotides long. It is a transcript of the gene PTPRJ, whose product is annotated as protein tyrosine phosphatase, receptor type J. NCBI's taxonomy places the organism in Eukaryota, Metazoa, Chordata, Crocodylia, Alligatoridae. Gene Ontology annotation, molecular function: protein binding; protein tyrosine phosphatase activity. The transcript has 27 exons. Gene Ontology annotation, biological process: protein dephosphorylation. Bases 27 to 4076 code for a protein of 1349 amino acids. The record is from RefSeq and is a predicted model, not a curated record.
UAACACAACAUCUCAAGGGAUCUUUUAUGCGGAAGCUGAGAUUCUCUCCCCAUCAUGACUCCAGGAACUGGUGCUUACAGAGAAACUGCCCUAUCCAGAGAAUCAGGAUGAAACUGCAAAAGUGGGCAACAGUGCUGAUCUCUACUAGAUGGGAGUUAAUUCAGAGAAACUGGCCUUUGUGGGUUUAUUCUGACGGACUUGAGAUCAGACACUACUUUUAUAUCUGCUGCUGUGUUGGCUCCACUAUCCACAGCUGGACUACCACGUCACCUCUCCAGAUCAAAAGUUCAAAUGGCUGUGGUCCAAAUUGCAGCUCAAUAAUUACAACAACAACACGAAAACUAAGUUCUAAAGAAUUAACAGAAGGCAGUGUAACUCAUGGGGAUGGAAUGUCAUUCUCAAGUUUAUCUACGAGUGAACCUACUUCAGUUUCCAGUACCCAUUUUGCAAGUAUUGCAGACUUCCUGGAGUCAAACAGUGGCACUGAUUCUAUGAAGCAGAAUGUGAGCCUCUCUGGAAAACACAAUUCAACAGACAAUGAGACAAGUACUGCCAGUCCAGAUUCAACUCUACUCAAUAAUGGGACCGGAAGCAGUGAUCCAAAGCCCAGUCCAGUUUUUGACAUCCAGGCCAUCGCUAUCAGCACAGAUAAAGUGAAUUUAACCUGGAAGAACAAUGAUACAUCUGCUGAUAACUAUACCUAUGUGAUCCUCAAAGCCGGAACUGAAUUUCCAAAUAUCACGGUACUCCAAAAGAUGCAAGCUGUCAUUAUGGGCUUAGAACCUGGUACUCUUUAUAACUUCACAAUAUAUCCAGUAGCGCCUGGUAGCACAACUGAAGGAGACCGAAACUCCACAACCGUGUACACCAAGCCCAGUCCAGUUUUUGACAUCCAGGCCAUAGAUAUCAGCACAGAUUAUGUGAAUUUAACAUGGAAGAACAAUGAUUUAGCUGCUGAUAAUUAUUCCUAUAUGAUCCUCGGAGACAGUGCUUCAUUUCCAAAUAUCACAAUAUUCGAAAAGAGGCAAGCUGUCAUUACAGGCUUAAAACCUGGUACUCUUUAUAACAUCACAAUAUAUCCACUAGCGCCUGAUAAUGCAACUAAAGGAGAUGGAAAUUCCACAACCGUGUAUACUAAGCCCAGUCCAGUUUUUGACAUCCAGGCCAUAGAUAUCAGCACAGAUUAUGUGAAUUUAACAUGGAAGAACAACGAUUCAGAUGCUGAUAAUUAUACCUAUAUGAUCCUUGGAAACAGUGCUUCAUUUCCAAAUAGCACAAUAUUCCAAAAGAGGCAAGCUGUCAUUACAGGCUUAGAACCUGGUACUCUUUAUAACAUCACAAUAUAUCCACUAGCGCCUGAUAAUGCAACUAAAGGAGAUGGAAAUUCCACAAUCGUGUAUACUAAGCCCAGUCCAGUUUUUGCUGUCCAGGCCAUACAUAUCAGCACAGAUCAAGUGAAUUUAACUUGGAAGAACAAUGAUGCAGCUGCUGAUAAGUAUACCUAUGAGAUAAAGUUUUUCAAAGAUGGAAAUUUAACUCUCUGGCCUGAGAAACCCCAAAUCACGGGAGCUGUAAUUACAGGUUUAGAACCUGGUACACUCUAUAACUUCACAAUAUAUCCACUAGCACCAGAUAACACAACUAGAGGAGAUGGAAAUUCCACGAGCGUCUACACCAAGCCCAGUCCAGUUUUUGCUGUCCAGGCCAUACAUAUCAGCACAGAUCAAGUGAAUUUAACUUGGAAGAACAAUGAUGCAGCUGCUGAUAAGUAUACCUAUGAGAUACAGUUUUUCAAAGAUGGAAAUUUAACUUUCUGGCCUGAGAAACCCCAAAUCACGGGAGCUGUAAUUACAGGUUUAGAACCUGGUACACUCUAUAACUUCACAAUAUAUCCACUAGCACCAGAUAACACAACUAGAGGAGAUGGUAAUUCCACGAGCGUCUACACUGAGCCCAGUCCAGUUUUUGACAUCCAGGCCAUAGAUAUCAGCACAGAUUAUGUGAAUUUAACAUGGAAGAAUGACGAUUCAGCUGCUGAUAAUUAUAUCUAUGUGAUAGAGAUUUUCAAACAUGGAACUUUAUUUCCAAGUAACAAAACAUUGCCAAAGAGAGAAGCUGUCAUUACAGGCUUAGAACCCGGUACAUCUUACCACUUCAAAGUAUUCCCGCUAGCACUGGAUAACAGGACAUGGGGUUACCCAAAUUCUACAAGUGUCUGUACAAAUGCUGCACCACCGCAUGAAUUUAAGUGUGAACAAGUGCCUAGAAAGCCUGAAUUAAAACUAAAUUGGCUAUGUCCUCUUGGCAAUAAUUCUGGCUUCCGCAUAAAGAUAUCUAAUGGCAUAAGGACUAAUGAAAGUUCGGUUUCAUCUUGUAAAUCAGGAAAUGUAGAAAAAAGUAUAGACAACUUAACUUAUUACACCACAUUCUAUAUUAACAUUACAACCCAUUCAUGUGGGAAAGACAGCCUUCCAGAGCAAAGAACAUGUGCUACAAGUAUUACUGACCCUCCUGCUCCAAGUGCACCCCCUGCAAUUACAGGAAUUGAUCACAACUCGUUUAAAGUUCAGUUUAGUCCGUUUAAGUCUGAACAUGGACCCUUAAAGGCCUAUGCAGUCCUAAUCACAACUGCUAAUGAUAACCAGCCUUCAAAAUAUAACCUGAACUUGACAUACCAUGACUUCAAGACAAAGAAAACACAUACUUAUGUAACAUAUGUUAUGAACAUUGAACAUACAAGGGCUUCUCUCUCAACCUCCAGAAGUCAGCCUUACACAGUUGUAGUAGGAAAUGCAAACACCACACAUGCUUAUUACAAUGGACCACUGGAGCCCCUUGGUUUAUACAGGACUUCUGUUGCAGGUUUCACUGACAUUACGUAUGCCAAUAAUAAAACUGGACCUAUUGUUGAAGAGAGGAGCUACGUAUCAUUCACACCUUAUUCUGAACCCUUUCGAGUACCCCAGGAUCCAGGCGUCAUUGUUGGAGCUGUUCUUGGUUCUAUUUUGUGUGUCUCGGCUGUACUUCUUGUAGUGGUCUUUGUUUUCUGGAGAAGGAGAAGGAAAGAUGGAAAAAAUAAUGAUGUGUCCUUUUCUCAGAUUAAACCUAAGAAGUCAAAGCCAAUUAAAGUUGAAAACUUUGAGUCUUACUUUAAGACACAGCAAGCUGAUUCAAACUGUGGAUUUGCUGAAGAGUAUGAAGAACUGAGGCCUGCCGGUGUCCAUCAGCCUAAAUUUGCUGCUGAACUUGCUGAGAAUAGAGGAAAGAAUAGAUAUAAUAAUGUAUUGCCAUAUGACAUUUCUCGUGUUAAACUUUCAGCCCAAAGCCAUCCAACUGAUGAUUAUAUUAAUGCGAACUACAUGCCCGGAUACAAUUUAAGGAAAGAAUUUAUUGCUGCACAAGGUCCCUUACCGAACACUCUGGAAGACUUCUGGCGGAUGAUUUGGGAAAAGAAUAUUUAUGCUAUUGUUAUGUUGACAAAAUGCAUUGAGCAAGGCAGGACAAAGUGUGAGCAGUAUUGGGCAGACAAACAACCCAUGAGUUAUGGUGAUAUUACUGUAACAAUGACUUCAGAGAUUGUCCUUGCAGAAUGGACAAUAAGGGACUUCACAAUAGAAGAUAAUAACGAGACAGACAGUCACUGUGUACGCCAGUUCCAUUUCACUGCCUGGCCUGAUCACGGUGUUCCAGAGACUACGGAACUUCUCAUCAGCUUUAGACAUCUUGUUGAGGAAUACGCAAGGCAAAAUCCCCCAGAAUCUCCUACUCUGGUACACUGCAGUGCUGGUGUUGGAAGGACAGGUACUUUUAUUGCAAUUGACCGACUGAUCCAACAAAUAGAAAUGGAGAACACUGCCGACGUGUAUGGUGUAGUGUAUGACCUUCGAAUGCAUCGGCCGCUAAUGGUACAAACAGAGGAGCAGUAUGUCUUCCUAAACCAAUGUGUUUUGGACAUUAUUAAAUCCCAGAGGGACAAAAAAGUGGAUCUUAUCUACCAAAACACAACAGCAAUGGCAAUCUAUGAAAAUCUUGCACCAGCGCCCAAUUUUGGGAAGGCAAAUGGCUACUGUGCCUAACCAAACAGGAAGAUGAGUUACCAGGAGGCCAUUCUUCCCUUCACAGAGAAAAGGGAAAUGCACUGUUGUACAUGGUUUUGUACAGUUUUGUGUGUGACUAAUUUGAAGAUGCCAUGUAAAAAUGCUAGUGGGAGUUGCAGAAACUGUUAUUACAAUUAACAGAGGAAUUUUGUUUUCACGUGGGAACUUCAGUCUACUUGUAAGUGAUGUAGUAUUGCAGGAUGAAUGAUGAACUAGAUAUAAAAUAUUAAAGGUAA